AUGGGUCAUUUGAAAAUAGAGGCGUCUGCUCAAAUAAAGGCCGGAAGGCAUGUACAAAGCAGAAACCGCCUCUUGCGGCCAGUGGCACUCCAAAACGAAUAUGGUUUCAGCAAUGAGAUCGAGUCCCGCGGUGGAUCCUGGGCGUGGCUUACGGAUGGUCUCAUCUCCUCAGCGUGCGUCUUUAGCGCUGAUCCACCGUCUACACCCGGCCAGAUUUGGGGCAAAAUUUGGACUAAGGCGUUUCCGCCGUCCCGGUCAUGGCCACUUCGAGCCCUAUGUGUGCUUAGCGUGUGCCUAGAGUGGCCCCAGAAUACGCAUGCAAGGCGAUCUACUGACCAGGACUAG
Penicillium chermesinum is the source of this 345-nucleotide messenger RNA. RefSeq lists its product as uncharacterized. The transcript has a single exon. The record is from RefSeq and is a predicted model, not a curated record. Lineage: Eukaryota; Fungi; Ascomycota; Eurotiomycetes; Eurotiales; Aspergillaceae. The coding region runs from base 1 to 345 and encodes 114 amino acids.